Molecule: messenger RNA, 318 nt
Organism: Zasmidium cellare ATCC 36951
Lineage: Eukaryota; Fungi; Ascomycota; Dothideomycetes; Mycosphaerellales; Mycosphaerellaceae
Exons: 2
Coding region: 1-318 (105 amino acids)
Source: RefSeq, a predicted model, not a curated record
AUGGUCAACAAGAUCCUGUUUUGGUCGGGCUUCGGCCUCGCUGUCCGCUUCUGGCAACUCGGUAUCGAAAUGCGCCCUUUCUUCGCGCGCGAGAACUGGGUCAUCUACCCGAUCUACGGCGGUCUGGGAGCAUCAUUCGGAUAUUGGCUACAAGGCAUCGAGCAGAGACAGAUGCGAUAUCUCUCAGAAACACGCGAACGCCUACUUGAGAAGCGGAGGAGACGCGCGGAGCGGGAAGGAGGUGUGAACAUUGGUGACCAGGCGCAGAGAAACGAGGAAGGCCUGUUCGCAACACCCAAGGACACGGCGGCAGCAUAG